GCUGCUUUAAGGCUUUACCAACACCACUAAAUGCUGUUUAAGAAUACGCGUUCCAUUUCGCUUCGUAGAUGCUUUGUCAACAAUAAAAAAAUCUUGAAAUUUACCAUUAAAAGCAUAUUGGGACGCUUCUUUUAGAACGCUACUGCGACUUUAUCAUUCAUCAAAAAUGGCGGCAAUGACAGAUGUUACAGACCCUACCUCCGUUGCUAUGGAGUUGGGUAGUGAAAAGAUCACAAUUUUGCCUGGUCAUUCUGCAGACUUUACUUCUGUCACGUUCCAAAUUCUUAAAGAAGAUCAUACUUUGGGAAACUCUCUUCGCUAUAUGAUUAUGAAAAACCCCGAGGUUGAAUUUUGUGGGUACUCCAUCCCUCAUCCCUCAGAAGCCAAGAUGAAUCUUCGAAUCCAGACAAUUCCAAGUACAACAGCAAUUGAAGCACUAAAGAAAGGAUUAGAUGAUUUAAUGGAUCUUUGCGACGUUGUUACAGACUCUUUCAAUAAGGAACUCCAGGAUAGUAAUCAAUCUAUGCAGAUUGAUGCUUGAUUUGGCUGUGAACAACAAGCUCAUGCGUUUCCUUUUGGAUGCUGUUAAUUUAAAAUGCAUACAGCGUUUCAAGCGUUUGUGUUAUGUUCCCUAAUUGGAACGGUCAUUUACUUUUCUUGACAUAUAUAAUUAUGGGAUUUCGGUUGAAAGCGGCUAUUUAGGGAAUAUUGUAAUUUCAUUUUCAUUGAAGUUUAUAAACUGUGAAUAUUAAAAAUUAUUCUCUUACACGU
Schizosaccharomyces cryophilus OY26 is the source of this 771-nucleotide messenger RNA. RefSeq names its product DNA-directed RNA polymerase I and III subunit Rpc19. Gene Ontology annotation, cellular component: RNA polymerase III complex; RNA polymerase I complex. NCBI's taxonomy places the organism in Eukaryota, Fungi, Ascomycota, Schizosaccharomycetes, Schizosaccharomycetales, Schizosaccharomycetaceae. The coding region runs from base 167 to 541 and encodes 124 amino acids. The transcript is spliced from 4 exons. The record is from RefSeq and is a predicted model, not a curated record. Gene Ontology annotation, molecular function: DNA-directed RNA polymerase activity; DNA binding; protein dimerization activity. Gene Ontology annotation, biological process: DNA-templated transcription.